Acaulospora morrowiae is the source of this 345-nucleotide messenger RNA. The record is from the annotation of a GenBank genome assembly. Lineage: Eukaryota; Fungi; Glomeromycota; Glomeromycetes; Diversisporales; Acaulosporaceae.
AUGACGGAUAGAUCGAGUUCAUCUAAAGAGUCUGUUAGCACAAGUGUUACUGGUUUGAGUUCUACGGGCAAAGUUCGAAAAGAUCGACGCAGGAAAGAUCAACGCCAAACCAGAAGCGGAAGGAAGGUUGCGGAUUAUCACGAAUCAACUUCUGAAUAUUCGGAAGAGGAGGAAAGUUAUCUCAUUCAGGAUGAAAAGGAUAUAGGCGAUUAUACUAUAAAAGUUCCUUCAUCUGUAGCUCGAGAAAAGAGACCAAUGAAUGCUUGUGUCGUCAAGAAUUUAAGAUCAGACAUGAUAAGAAUAUACACAUACUAUAUUUACCGAAUUUCUGCUAAAACUUUCAAU